GAAUAUACCGCGAGAUGUUUUAUGUUCUCGCGACAGUUACGUCAGAAACAGACAAUAUGGCGGACCGGCUAACACAACUUCAAGACGCAGUCAAUUCGCUUGCGGAUCAGUUUUGUAAUGCUAUCGGCGUCCUGCAACAGUGUGCACCUCCUGCAUCUUUCAGUAACAUCCAGACAGCUAUCAACAAGGAUCAGCCAGCAAACCCAACAGAAGAGUAUGCCCAGCUGUUUGCAGCCCUUAUAGCCCGAACAGCCAAAGAUGUGGAUGUACUCAUAGACUCGUUGCCUAGUGAGGAGUCCACAGCAGCUCUGCAGGCGGCCAGUCUGCGGCAGCUGGAGGAGGAGAACCAUGAGGCAGCAGCUCGGCUAGAAGAGGUGGUUUACCGCGGCGAUAUGCUCCUGGAGAAGAUCCAGAGUGCACUGGCUGACAUUGCCCAAUCUCAGCUCCGCACCCGCAACGGGGCACCCAGCCAGCCAUCACCGGCUGAAUCCUGACCCGAGGAAUGCAUAAUAUGAUUCUGGACAAUUUUCAGUCUUUUCAGCUAUUUUUAUUUUCUUUGCCUUCAGCCACAAUAGGCCAUCGUUGAAACUGCCAAACAUGGUGUGUGUUCACAUGUCAAAUGUGUGAACAUGUAGAUGCUGAAGCGGUUCUGUGUGGAUGAGGUCAUCUUUAUGUUUUUUGUUUGUUUUCUGCAGCUCAGCUAAAGAAGGAUGAAGGAUGGUGUCUUUACAUGCACACGGAUCUUCUUCCUGAAAUUUUUAUUUUAAAAAACAAAAAAAACUUCUCUGUGGGCCUGAGGAGACCAAUCUGACAGGUGUUAUGUGAUUUAUGUACACUAUAUGUUAUAUAUUUAUGUCAGAUUUUGUAGAUAUUGAUAGCUCAUCUCUCUGAGGUAUUUUCUUUUUUAAAUAAACCGUGGACAGCCAAAUAAGUGUUAAUAAUAUCCCUUUUUUUAUAUAAUUUGCAAACUGUUACCACAAGCGUUUUGUACACGAACCAUGUGGGUGAUGUUAAUUGUUGGAGUUUGUUUGUGGCAUUGCAUCAGUUUCAUUUUUUUCAUUGGAACUGAUACACUAGCAGAAACUGAAACAAUUACAAUUAAAGAAUGACCACAUUUCAGUUCAUGUGACCUUUAAAGGAAAUUCUGAUGGACACAGCUUUGAGGAACUAAGCUGUGGCUCUUGUCUAUUUCAUAAUGUGUUUUGACAAAAACAAUAGUGAAAGGAAAAAAAAAUUUAAAGGAGGGGAAAAAACCAACUCCAUAAUCUGGUUCUAUCGACGGUUUGAAACGUUUCCGUAAAAGGCAUGAAAAUUUCACAUUACAGAAAGUUAUGUACAUGCGUGUGUUCUGUUCUAACUCCUAGUCAGUCUGAUACAUCAUAUUUAAAAAAAACCUAAAGAGCAAAAAUCACCUUUGUCACAUUUGCAACUAAAAUAUUUUCACAAGUCAUGCAGUGCAAUCUUGAUUUUUGCGAAACAAAUGCUUUCAUAUUGGCUGAAUCCAUUUCAGACUGAACUUUGUGAAACCCAGGCUGCAGGCCAGAGACUUUAUAGCCCAAAUCUAAAUAUAGGUGCUGUGUCACAGCUCAGUGGGCCCCAUUGAUGUGAGAAAUAUAAAAACAGCCUUGUCUGCUGGCCACCACACCCAGACGUGUUAGCGGGACCCACCCGCCUGUCUGCAUGUUGACAUCAUGGUCCUAACAGUAAAAGCACUUAACCCGCCCGAAUGAGGAGAUUUAUGACAGCAAAUCUUCACCUGCCCUGGUUUGGUCAACAAAACUUUGUCUGUGCUCAAAUUUUGUUAUCUGCGUUUUCAUUCACAUGUGAUUAGUGUAGCUUCUCCCUUUAAUGUUCUUUGUUUAUCCCAAAGGUCUAUAGGACAAUCUACAAGGAAAUGAAAGAGUCCAGAUAGGAUGAAGACAUUUCUAAGCACCACUGAUGGGAUUAUUAAGGAAACAAGUCCGUUCCUUUUUGAAGGGCUCUACUGUAACAAUGUUGGAAUGCGGACACAUUUAUUUCGGUUUCUAGUUUAAACAAUGAGCACUUUUUAAAGGAUUUGUAGGCAGACAAGCUGUUAUCAUCUCAAACUGCUAUGGCAAAGGUCUCAGAUUGUGCCUUAAUAGAAAGUGCUAUAAAUGUGGACUGUGUGACUUUUAUCUUAUCAUACUUUAUUACGUUCUAUCUGGUUUAUUGCCACUAGAUAAACGCUGUCCAAUAAAA
Molecule: messenger RNA, 2220 nt
Organism: Pundamilia nyererei
Lineage: Eukaryota; Metazoa; Chordata; Actinopteri; Cichliformes; Cichlidae
Gene: med21
Product: mediator complex subunit 21
Exons: 4
Coding region: 15-494 (159 amino acids)
Biological process (GO): regulation of transcription by RNA polymerase II
Cellular component (GO): mediator complex
Molecular function (GO): transcription coregulator activity
Source: RefSeq, a predicted model, not a curated record